Rotaria sp. Silwood2 is the source of this 1815-nucleotide messenger RNA. The record is from the annotation of a GenBank genome assembly. NCBI's taxonomy places the organism in Eukaryota, Metazoa, Rotifera, Eurotatoria, Philodinida, Philodinidae.
ACAGAUAGUACUUAAGCACAUAUUUCUUGAUGAUAUAUGCCAACAGAUUUUCUACUUUUUGCAUGCUCAUCGUUUCUCUCUCUCGUUACAAUGUCUCGCACACAAUCACUACACAAAAUUUCUCAGGCAGGCACAUCGAAUUGUUGUGUUUAACGCAACCAUAUUCUUUCAGUAGAGGGUUAGCGACGCUAACGUCGCGCUACUUGUUAAAAUAUGCAAAGGUGGUACCUGAUUUUCUAGUUUUAAGAUAUCUUAUGCUAAAUAACUUUUAUUAGCUGCUGUUAGAUCAGAGGUAGAUAGUAGAAAAAUAUCAAGCAAUAUAAAAUUUUUGAUAAUUUUGUCCAAUGUAGCAUUAGUAGUACAUAAAUUGAGAAAUACAGUUGAUUUGUCUGCAUUAAAAUAAGUUAUCAAUAGACCAGUUGUUUCAUAGCCGUAUAGAGUAUGAAGAUAUUCAUUCUGAUCACAAAACGUUGGAAUAAUUCGGACACAAUCUUCGUAUUUUACUCAAGAUCCUGUAUUAAAAUAAAUUGUUAUAAAUAUUUUCUGUUUAAUAAACUAUUAUGAUGAAUUACAAGCGAUAUCACAGUAGAUUAAAUUUUCUUCCUUCAAGCUUGAACCAACACAUAUUACAUAAACAGGGGCGUUCUGAGGCAGCGAAGAUUGAGGAAAGGCGGGAAGCCAUGAUUCAGGUGGCCGAUUGAAAAAUAUCUGCUAAAGUUUAUUGAAUUUGGGCCGGAUGUUGAGCGUUUAUUAGGAGUAGAUGAGGAAGAAAAAUAAUAGAAUGCUGUAACUUCGUCGAAGACAAACGAAAGUUUUUUAAGAUUGGAGGAUCACUCUCUUGAUACGCCGGUCGGAACACAUCCUAUGCAUAAAUGAAGUCUUACAGUCAUAUUUUCUUAUUGAGAAUUUAUUUCAAUACAAUUUUCAGAUAUGCUUAUAUUUAGAUUUUCUAAGAUUGUCAUUGUGAAGUAACAAAAUUUUUAAUCUAGAAGUGUUUUCAAUAAAAAAUUUAAGAAUGAUCCAAUGCCUGAUUGAGCAUUGACAACCUUUGUUUCUCUUGUAUUAAGAAGAGCUUUUAAUGAUUCUAGUGCCUCAUGAUUUUUGUCUUGAUUUGUACUUUGAAAGUCGAUAAUAUACAUACUGGUUUCCAGAUCCCACUUAUCGUUCACCUUCGUGAUGACCGUUUCAACUGAAUAAGUUUCUUUUAUUUCGGCUGAUCAAAAAAACCAGUACCAGAGUACAGUUGCUCGUUGGAUUGAUCGAUUUUUAAGUUGACGGGAGUCGUUGGACGAUGAUCCUCGAAGUGGUCGUCCGUUAUCCAUAAUUACUCAACAAAAUAUUGAUGCUGUUAAAGACCUCGUGAAUGAUGAUCCACAUAUUAGUAUUGAUUAUAUUGCUACCAUCUUAGAUAUAUCACAUGGUAGUGUAGAUACUAUUCUCAAGCAACAUCUUGGCUUAAGAAGGAUAUCGUCAAGAUGGGUACCUCAUAAACUCAAUCAACAACAACGACAACAGCGUAUUGAUAUUUGUCUUGAAAAUUUACAAAAAUUUGAAAGUGGUGCAUGGCGGCCAUGUAAUAUAGUAACAGGUGAUGAAAGUUGGUUUUAUCAUCGAAAAAUUAAAUCAAAACAACAAUCUAACGCAUGGGUAGGAAAAGAAGAAAGUACUCCAACUGCAGUUAGAAGACAACUAUUCGAAGAAAAAACAAUGUUCAUUAUUUUUUUUAUGACAAAUGGACCAUUACUUAUUCAUCAGGUACCUUCUCGAACAUCAGUCAAUGUAAUAUAUUAUCGUGAUGAAUGUUUAAAAGCUUAA